UGGAAGUGUAUCAUGUUGGUCUGUGCUUUACAAAUGCGUUGAAGAAUAUAUGAGCUCGAGGUUCUGGAUUCGUCGACACCAUUCCUUCACCAUGCCCAUUCGCCGUAGGAUGCACUUACAUCAAAGCUCACAGCUUCACUAAAUCAGCCACAUGAAAUCCGCAGCUUUGCCUCCCUCAUCAUAGUCUCUCCAUAAAAUACCACAACCCACACUCCAACACCAUCCACAUACCUCACACCAGCAGCACCACUCUACCCACUAUGUCUUCGUAAGUCUUCCCCUCUACUCACAUCCACUCGAACUAGACCAUCUGACCAACCCUCCGCAGCACUUCUGACCUCGCACGCGAUCCCUCUAUUCCAACUGUCGGCGACAUAUGCCAUUUCAUGCGCCUACCACAGGAACUCCGCGACAUGAUUUACGAAUACGCUGUCACCGGACCCAACAACCGCGUCAUAUAUUGCCGACACACAAACCGCCAAAUCCUCCAAAUCUCUUCACCAAACUCCAUCACCCCCAACCAGAACCUAAUUGAAGCGAACCCGCUCCGCUUCGUCUCCAAGCAACUCCGCGCCGAGACGCUCGGCCUGACGCUGAAGUUCAACACGAGCGUAGUGUUCUCGGGCCGCACCCAGGAUCGUGGCGACUCGUCUGCAAUCACCCACUGCACCACGUUCAUAAACGAGUGCUCUCGUGCUGUCCUGGCCAACUUGUCUCGCAUCGAGCUCGAGCUCAGCGGCAAUGUCUCCUAUCUUCCCUUUGGUUCCAUCAAUUGUUUGGCUGGCGAUAUCUAUGCCAAGAACCCUCAAAUUUCCCUCAUCGUCCGCCUAAUGCAUUGGAAUGUCAUGGACGAUACGUUCAUAUGGUACUUCAGCGAGUAUGGCGAGUAUAUCGUGUACGCGUGUCAAUUUCUUCGCCUUGAGAACAUGAAGAAUCUGAGGUUCAUGCCGUGCGGGGACUUUGAUAGGAAGCGGCUGAGGCGGAAAGUGUUGAAGGAGAUGCAGAAUCUUUUUCCGCGUGGGAAGGAGAUGCUGGAGGAGGCGAAGCAGUGGUAUAAGAAGGGGAUUCCAGGAGUUGUGGAGGUUCCUGAGGCAAUUCCCAGAGGCAGUUGCAGAGCGCCUCGGGAAGACCGACUUGUUUCUACUAAAACUCCAAUAGAACUGAUCAGAGAAUCCAACUUUUGUCUCUAUUAAAUAGCUCAACAAUCCGACACUGAUAUUUCGCGUGGUGUGAAAUGAGUAAAUCCAUCGUGAAGAUGUUUAUGGUGCGACCCUUGACUUGUUGCGCUAACUAAAAGCUCGGAGUACGGUCAAUUUUUAGUGCGCCGGAAACAUCAAACUCUCUAGACGUUUGCUUGUAACGGUCAUCAUUCAGAUAAAACCGUUGCAUUUUGAAUUACCUGCCAUUUGCACCAAUAGUGCGGCCUGAUAGUACCUAUACUUCGCCUACCUAGCUAAUUUACCAGGUCGUAGGAACCUUCGGAUAUUCCGACUUGCUCAUCUUCAGAUCAUCGAACACGGAGUCAUCGCCUGCAGGAAGUCAUCAUCAUAUUCAAGCGCCAGUGACAACACACGUACCAUGCAGGUGCUGAACCCUCAACUCGUCCUCAUGCUCUAGCUUCUCCAUCUCUUCAAGCGGCGUCUCCUUAUCGUCGUUCUUCUGAUCUUUGGACGUCGGUUCGACCGCUG
Molecule: messenger RNA, 1688 nt
Organism: Mytilinidion resinicola
Lineage: Eukaryota; Fungi; Ascomycota; Dothideomycetes; Mytilinidiales; Mytilinidiaceae
Exons: 2
Coding region: 387-1193 (268 amino acids)
Source: RefSeq, a predicted model, not a curated record